AUGUCCAGACCAAAGAGACACGGGGGGCACAUCUUGCCCGAAGACGUCCACUUCCCUCCUGCCUCUGCCCCGAUGCCCGAACCUUACGGCCAAUCAGGCCUAUACCGGUCUAACAACCCAUAUCAAGCCCACUCCGGACAGUCUUACCAGCCGGCCUCGCAGUACCCCGGAUCUCAAGCUCCCACUCCAUCCACCCCUCAAAGCCGUAAGCCUCGCCAUGGUGGUACACUGUUACCGGAGGAACACUAUCCGGAGAAGGGUUCUGCCACUGCUGAAACUAUGAGCAUUCACUCUAAGACCGCAUCCAAUGAGUCACCACCACGUAAGCGACAUGGUGGUUCCAAAACCCCGGAAGUGGAUGUGGACAAUAUCUCUCAGGCUCGGGGCCUUUCACUGCUGCACGCUCCGCCGCAGAUUGUUCGCAAUCCACCCUUGGGGCAUCAUUCCCCCUCGCCCUCGUACACGACCAACGAGAAGGGCUAUGCUAAUGAAACUGUUGUGGAAUAUCCAUAUGCUGUCACGACCAACAGCUCACAACAGCCACUUCAACGCAACCCAGCCCCACCACCACCACCACCUCAUCCUCACGCUCAAGGACCGCGGCGAAAGCUACACCAAAUCGGCUACCGCAACAUCUGGCAUCCCACGUCCGUUUUCCGCUGGUGGAAAGCGGUCCAUUUCCACAAGAAGGCCAAUCUUCAGUACGGCAGCACUCGCCACCGCCACCGUGAUGCCGCUGGGCGAGUAUAUGAGGGAGUCGAUGAAGAACGUUUCAUCCUCACCGAUGAUGUACAUCUCGCCCGCAUGAUGGUGCAGUCCACUGACGAUAUCUACAAAGGUGACAGUGGGGCCACAUGGCGUCGUACCUUUAUUCGCAACAAGGCGCCGCUAAUGAUCAGGUUGGCGAACUGGCCCACCAACUCUGGCCCCCCUGAUAGGAAGGAUUGGACAAAUGCAGAUUGGACUCGAGUUGUCUUGAAAUGGCCUGUUGCGUGUCUUGGACUGUGCAUCGCUUAUCUCAAGCUUGGACCGGCCUAUAGCUAUUAUCCCACCGGCAUGAAGUAUCCUGCACUUACCUAUAAGUACUGGGGCUACGCAAAAGUCUCCCGCAACGCCUUGGAGAGUCUCGAUGCCCAGAGUGCCGAGGGCGCAUCUAUCGACGCCACUCAUCCCAUCGCUGAACGACCACUGAAUCCACGGUGUCUAUGGAUCCAGGACCCAUCCACCAAGUCAUGGGAGAAGGUGAUCGUCGAGAAAUGGCUCGGUGAGGGCUCGCAGAAACUAUGCAUUCCAUUCAUCCUGGUUGCAUACACGGCCAACCAGUUCGACCACGAUUCCCAAUCUGACAUCAACGCACUACAUCAGAUCGCCCGGGAGGCUGCGGCCGAUGCUGGAGUCGAAGCCUAUUGGUGUGCCGACUCUUGCAUGUCGUCCGACCCAGAUGAGAUGGAACAAGACGUGUAUAGAAUCAGCGACGUCAUCCGUGCCGCCUAUUCUUUGACCAUCGCGCUCAAGCAGCCCAGCACUGCCAGCAGAGCAUUGACGGAGGACGCGCUGCUGAAAGAUUGGGGUUCUCGGAUGUGGACUCUGCCCGAAGCACUGCUUGGGCCCAAAGAUCAACCAGUGAGGAUGUACCGCUCGCACGGUGGCAACGUCAAUUUGGUUCGCAGCGCAGAUCGACGCCAGCUACCAACCCUGCUCUGGGCUGAUGCUCCCCUGACACGGCAGCUCGUCGACCAUUAUGAGGGUAAUAUCACUUUGUCCCGCUUGGAGCUAGUGAUCUUGGCCUUGAAAGCGCUGUCCGUGCGAAGCAGCUCACCUUACCUCAAGGGAGACUUGGCUUACAUUCUGAUGGGCCUCCUGCGUCGGCGGCCGCAUGUCGACGGCACUGACUCGCAAUUCCAGGCCUUUGCGAGACUGUCCCUGGCCAACGACAGCGAUCGUUUGUUGGAGCGUCUGCUCUGCGUUCAGCCCCUUCGGGAGGACCAGCCUUGGCUGUUGACCGAUGACGCUUAUCAUGUCAACUUGUGGGACAUCGAGCCCACGUGCCAGAUCGCCAGCAUCUGCGACAAUGACACGGUUGUCAUCGAUGGCUGUUUCGGAGCCGCCAUUCGGUGGGAGACCUUCUAUGCACCAUGGCAUCAGACCAACAAUAGCUGGAAGCGCCUCUGCGCAGACCUGACUGUCCGCGGGUUUACAAUCCUCUGGCUUAUCGCGUUGUUGGUAUUGAUCAUUGGUGCCCUGCAAAAGGCAGCGGUGUCUUCGCUCAGCAAGCGACAGUACAACUAUGGCUAUACCUACACGAGCACAUUUGCGUCAGCUGGGCCCAAUUCGCUCAUCGUUGCGGGUGGCGUGCUCCUUGGCUUGUCUACACCUUGCUGGCUUCUGAGCCCCUGGCUGACUCGCAUCUUGUUUGGUGGCAAGGCAUGGAAUGUUGCACCGUUCCUCUUCGGCUUCGAAGGCUACCUCGACAUUGAGACAAUCGAGUCCAUGGUCUACGGUUUCCCAUCUGGCCGCCUCAAGUGGAGUGUUGCCGGAAGUCCACUGAGUCGCCAUCGCAAAAACGAAUUUGGGGAAUGUAUUGGUGACGAUCCGACCAAGGAUCCUGCCGUUAUGGAAAAGGUCAAGAGAGCGCGAGAUGCUGGCUUUGGUGACAUGAGAAUCUUCACACUGGUUGACACACGGAAUGGACUAGUUACCAUGUUCCAAGCCGUUCGGCCUCCCUCGGCGGUGCUCUUCUGCGCACAAGAGGGUGGCAUGCAGAGGGCCGUCAUGGUCAGCCUUGACUUCAAGUCCAGCACUUUGUUUAGGGAGACGGUACUUCGGAUGCCAACGGUCAUGAUCCAGGACAUGUGGCGUGUGGAUCGGGUCAGGGUCGGAUUGAGGCGGCCGGUGGAGGAUGUGCUACGAUGCGUGGAAGUCUGA
Molecule: messenger RNA, 2925 nt
Organism: Cyphellophora europaea CBS 101466
Lineage: Eukaryota; Fungi; Ascomycota; Eurotiomycetes; Chaetothyriales; Cyphellophoraceae
Exons: 4
Coding region: 1-2925 (974 amino acids)
Source: RefSeq, a predicted model, not a curated record